CGCGGGAGGGAGGAGGAGGGACGAGGCCCAAGAGAAAGGGGAAAAGGAGGACCCGAGGGCGCCAGCGGCCAGCCCGUCGCUGGGACCGACAGGAUGUUUUUUUCUGGUGGGCAGUGUGGUCAUGUUGGCAGACCUGAAGAAGUUUUACUGACAUUCAAGAUAUUCCUUGUCAUCAUUUGUCUUCAUGUUGUUCUGGUUACAUCCCUGGAAGAAAAUGCUGAUAAUUCCAGUUUGUUAUCACCAUCUGCUGAAUCAUCUCUUGUCAGUUUUGUCCCCUACUCCAAUGAUGCUACUUCCAGUGUAUUGUCUACAUUAAACAAGACAGAAAAAACUAAAAUCACUAUAGUAAAAACCUUCAAUGCAUCAGGAGUCAAAUCCCAGAGAAAUAUCUGCAAUUUGUCAUCUAUUUGCAAUGAUUCAGUGUUUUUUAGAGGUGAGAUAAUAUUUCAAUAUGAUGAAGAACACAACAUUACCCAGAAUCAAGAUAUAACUAAUGGCACCUACUCUGGAGUGCUGUCUCUAAGUGAAUUGAAACGAUCAGAGCUCAACAAAACCCUACAAACCUUAAGUGAGACUUAUUUUAUAGUGUGUGCUACAGCAGAGGCCCAAAGCACAUUAAAUUGUACAUUCACAAUAAAACUGAAUAAGACGAUGAAUGUGUGUGCUAUAAUGGUUGCUUUGAAAAGAGUACAUAUUCGACCAAUGGAAGAGUGCUGCUGUUCUAUCAGGACACCUUGCCCCUCUUCACCAGAAGAGUUAGAAAAACUGCAGUGCGAUCUGCAGGAUCCCAUUGUCUGUCUUGCUGAAUAUCCACAUGGCCCACCAUUUUCUUCUUCCAGCAAACCCAUCCCAGUUGCUCCUCAGACCACCAUCUUUUCCCAGAUAGCCAGUGCCUUCUCUUUUGCUGAAUCCCUUAAUCAUCCUCCUGUGACCCAGAACACUCCCUCUCUGACACAGAAGAAUCACUUUUCUCUUCCCCAGCCUUCAGCUCCCAUAGCUUCCAGCCCUGCCAUCAGUAUGCCCACCCAAUCUGGAACUCUCUCUUCCCCUCUGCCCCAAACCAAUCCUUCCCAUACCCCACCACCUGUGAAGUCCUCACUUCCCUCUCCCACCACACCUGUCCCAUCUGCAUCUUCAAAUGACAUCAGCAUCAGCACUCCUCCUGUCAAAACAGAAAUUUUCAACACCAGCAGUGUUUCUGAUCUUGAGAACCAAGUGUCCCAGAUGGAGAAAACUCUGUCCUUUGGCAGCUUGGAGCCUAACCUUGCAGGCGAAAUGAUAAACAAAGUCAGCAAACUCCUUCAUUCUCCUCCCGCCUUGCUGGCCCCUCUGGCUCAAAGGUUGCUAAAAGUUGUAGAUGACAUUGGCUUACAGCUGAAUUUUUCAAACAAGACCAUAAGUCUAACCUCCCCUUCUUUGGCUCUGGCUGUGAUCAGAGUAAAUGCCAAUAAUUUCAACACAACUACCUUUGCGGCCCAAGACCCUGCAAAUCUGCAGGUUUCUCUGGAAACUCAAGCUCCUGACAAUAGUAUUGGCAUGAUUACUCUGCCUUCAUCGUUGAUGAGUAAUUUGCCAGCUAAUGAUGUGGAGCUAGCUUCCAGGAUUCAGUUCAAUUUUUUUGAAACACCUGCCCUGUUUCAGGACCCUUCUCUGGAGAACCUUUCUCUGAUCAGCUAUGUCAUAUCAUCAAGUGUUGCAAACCUGACUGUCAAGAACUUGACAAGAAAUGUGACAGUCACACUGAAGCACACAGAUCCAAGCCAGGAUGACUUAACAGUGAAAUGUGUAUUUUGGGACUUGGGCAGAAAUGGUGGCAGAGGAGGCUGGUCAUCUGAUGGCUGCUCGGUCAAAGAAAGGAAGCUGAAUGAAACCAUCUGUACCUGUAGCCACCUUACCAGCUUUGGGGUCCUAUUGGACCUAUCUCGGACAUCUUUACCACCUGGUCAAAUGAUGGCUCUGACAUUUAUAACAUAUAUUGGUUGUGGACUUUCAUCAAUUUUUCUGUCAAUUACUCUUGUAACCUACAUAGCCUUUGAAAAGAUCCGGAGGGAUUACCCUUCCAAAAUCCUCAUCCAGCUAUGUACUGCUCUGCUCCUGCUGAACCUAAUAUUUCUCUUGGAUUCAUGGAUUGCUCUUUAUAACACAAAAGGCCUCUGCAUCUCAGUAGCUGUAUUCCUUCAUUAUUUUCUCUUGGUCUCAUUCACAUGGAUGGGCCUAGAAGCAUUCCAUAUGUACCUGGCUCUUGUCAAAGUGUUCAAUACUUAUAUUCGAAAAUACAUCCUUAAAUUCUGCAUUGUUGGCUGGGGGGUACCAGCUGUGGUUGUAGCUAUUGUCCUGAUUAUAUCCCCACAUAAUUACGGGCUUGGAUCCUAUGGAAAAUUCCCUAAUGGCUCACCAGAUGACUUUUGCUGGAUCAACAGCAAUGCAGUAUUCUAUAUUACAGUUGUGGGAUAUUUCUGUGUGAUAUUUUUGCUGAACAUCAGCAUGUUCAUUGUCGUCCUGGUUCAGCUCUGUCGAAUUAAAAAGAAGAAGCAACUGGGAGCCCAGCGAAAAACCAGUAUUCAAGACCUCAGGAGUAUUGCUGGCCUCACAUUUUUACUGGGAAUUACUUGGGGCUUUGCCUUCUUUGCCUGGGGACCAGUUAACAUCACCUUCAUGUAUCUCUUUGCCAUCUUUAACACCUUACAAGGAUUUUUCAUAUUCAUCUUUUACUGUGUAGCAAAAGAGAAUGUCAGGAAGCAAUGGAGGCGCUAUCUUUGUUGUGGAAAGUUCCGGCUGGCUGAAAAUUCUGGUAAUGCUUCUACAGAGAGGAAUGGGGUUUCUUUCAGUGUUCAGAAUGGAGAUGUGUGCCUUCAUGAUCUCACUGGAAAACAGCACAUGUUUAAUGACAAAGAAGAUUCCUGCAAUGGUAAAAGCCGUAUGGCUCUCAGAAGGACUUCAAAGAGGGGAAGCUUACACUUUAUUGAACAAAUGUGAUUCCUUUUUUCUAAAAUCAAAGCAUGAUGCUUGAUGGUGUGAAAUGUCCAAUUUUACCUUUUACACAAUGUGAGAUGUAUGAAAAUCAACUUAUUUUAUACUCAGCAACCUCUGGAGGAACAUAAGCUAAUGAAAGGCGAUGGUUACUAUUGGAAGGGGAAACCAAGACAUUAUUGUGGCCUUUAGACAUUAGCAAUUUGGUUUCCUUACCUUCAUUUUAAAAGAAGGUUGGUUUUAAACAACACAGUGAGAAUAAGACUUGUAUAAACAAAAACGUAGUUAAUUUCCAGCUACAUUUUAAAGAGGCUAAGUUAUCUUUGAUAACAUCCUAGAAAGCAACUGUUGACUUCAGACUUUUGGUGAGUUUAGUUGUGCAUGCCUUUGUUGUAUAUAAGCUAAAUUCUAGGGACCCACGUGUCAGAAAUCUUACUUCUACCUUUUUUGUAUUUAUUUUCUACUAUGUAGAUUUAUUCUUUUGUAGAAUCAUGGUUUUAUUGUUUUGUCUAAUGUGAUAACUCAGAAAAUCCUUACUGAUUCAGUGAAUUCUAAAGCUCCUUUUGGAGAUUAUAUGGAUGUGAAAUACAGAAACUUCAUUGAAAUCAAGAAAUAAAAAUGAUGCAGCCAAACUCUAAUCAGACAGUUCCACAGUUAGCUCAUACAGUGCCUUUGAGUGAGUUAGAAAAAGGUACCCCCCUGGGAAGAUAUAGCCUGGUUUGGCAAGCAGAGUGGGGUCACGUUUUAGUCCUAGUCAUCUUCUUGGGGGCAUCUUUAUAUAAGGUAUGACCUGUACAACCAUACAUGACAUCCAAUGCCAGUACCCAUCCCCAGGCCACAUCCCUAUUAAUCAGAUUAUGGAAUCUGCACCAAGAUGUUAAGCUUAAUAUCUUGGUCACAGAAAGGGAAGAAACUCUAAUCUAGACCAUAUAUGGGGAAGAUAGUGAAUGUGGAGGAGAUACAUACACUGCCACAUCUCAAGUCCCCAGAGCCUUUCAGAAGAGGGGAACAGAGUAGGAUUACUUUUGAAAAGAGAGAUAUAUAAGGAAAACAAAUCAUAUUGCUGUUCUUUAAAAGGCAACUGCAUGGUACAUUGUUGACUGUUACCACUGGUACACUCUGGCCCAGCCAGAUUUCUAAUUAUUUUUUAAAAUGUGUCAAGUCUUAAAGAGUGUAUAGUGACAAGGGGGAGCAGCUACUGAAAACAGUGAACUAUCCCAUGAUACUGUUGUUUCUAUUUGUAUCAAACCCUGAUUGCUGUAGUCUUUCCUACUUUCCACCUAUACCUGCUUGAGCAAUAACUCAAGUAUGUCCUUACUAGGAACAUUUCAAAACCCUUUAGUUAGAUCUUUCACUAAGGCUCCCUUGCAUAUAUUUCAAGUGAAUGUUGUAUCCCAGAUUAACCAUGGUAAUAAGACAUUUCUGAGUGCUGAAUUGUCUUUGCAGUAUUUCUUCUCUGAUUUAUUUAAUUGUAUUUAUGUGUUAAAAUCAACAAACAAUGUUAAAAUGAACUAAAUAAAUUUAGUUAAGUCCUUUAAAUUUGGUAACUUUUACAAAGAAAAACCUUUUGCAGUUUCUUUCCCUGGCAACAAGGAAUGGGAGUAGUAAGACAUGCCUGAUGAAGACCAACACAAUAGUCAUAUCUUUUGGGAAAUAGCAAGCACCCUGGGGAUGAGAAAUUAGAGCAAGAGUUGUCCUGUCACAUGAGAUUAGUUUCUGUAGUCUUCUUUUCU
This is a messenger RNA of Ictidomys tridecemlineatus (thirteen-lined ground squirrel), 4703 nucleotides long. The record is from RefSeq and is a predicted model, not a curated record. Lineage: Eukaryota; Metazoa; Chordata; Mammalia; Rodentia; Sciuridae.